UGGAAAGCGAAGCAGCCGCUUGGCUGUGUGUGAUGCCGAGAGAGACGCUUCUCCUCACAAAGGAGAGGGAGGAAGGGAUGCGCCUGCGCACUCCAUUCUGCUGCUAGGAGCGAGGCUUGAGGGACCCUCUGCAGUGAGUGUCAAGCCGGGUGAGGAAGGGAGAGUUCAAGGGGGGGAAUACUCGGGCUCGUUCAGCUACAGCGGGGGGACCACCCAACUGAAACCGCCGCUAGCUUUCUUGCCCUCCUUCUGCUUCUCCCCCACCCCCCGCCGCUCUUUCCCAGAUUCCCAGAGACAGAAGCACGCAAGCAAGCAAGGAAGCAGAAUUGGUAGACUUGCGGUCAGGAAGCUUUAAACUGGAGACUGGGAGGAUGUCCUCCCCCUAUCUGCGGCCUGGCAGUCAAAGAUGCAGGCAGUCCCGGACUCUCUCCCAGGGUGGCUGGGCUUCACUGUGAGCUCUGGCACUUCUUCAUUGCUAAACGUGGCCGAUUAAUCCACGUGGGAAUCUCCCCCUGCACAGGGGGAGAGGGCCCAGUCUGAUCUGUUUAUAGCUCAGCUGCUGGCAAGGAAGGAGGGGACAGGUUCCUUAGCGGUGCUAAGAAGGAUGGAGCCACAAAAGAAUCUGCUGGACACGUGCACUGACCCAUUGAUGUGACACUGUUGGACUCUAGACUCUCUUACUUCAGAGUGGCUGGGGCUGGCUUUGAAGCUGCAGGGAGUGCUUGCAUGUUCUUGGGAUAGAGAGGCAGUAUCAGUACUGAUUUCCAACAAGACCAUGCAUCUGACUGGGAAUUUGUAGCUUGGCCCAAACGGAGCUUGCCAUCAGCAUGCUUUUGGCAGGGGUAACAGUACAGCAGGAGCACCAGCGCCCCAAUCCUCUUGGGAGACAGCAGCCUGAGAAGCAAGAUGAGAGGUCUAAGAGUUUGCCGGUUCUGAAUGGGUCUGCUCCCCCGAUUAACACCAUGCAAAACACACUCAUUGCAGCCAAAAGGAACUUCUCACAGAGUUUCCAGGGGGGCUGUGACCGGAAGUGUGGCCUUGACCCUGACCUGCUGGCACAUCACAGCAAUGUUGCAGCUGCUGCUACUGCUUCUUCCAGGAUGAUGUUGUCUUUUACAGCUUCCAGCUUUUCAAGACUUGGGAGUUUCACUGAAAGAACAGACUGUAAUAAUGUUGUUGGCACAAGCAAAGGGGUUUCACCGGCUUCCACGUUACUAGCAAUCCCAGGCAGAAAAUUUCUCAAUGUAGUAUUGAUGGAUUCCCGGUUCUUCUUGGUAUGCAUGUGCUUCCUGACUUUCAUCCAGUCGCUAAUGGUCUCUGGCUAUCUAAGCAGUGUUAUCACCACCAUUGAGAGGAGGUACAGUCUGAAAAGCUCAGAGUCUGGGCUGCUGGUCAGCUGUUUUGAUAUUGGCAGCCUGGUGGUUGUGGUGUUCAUCAGUUAUUUUGGGGGACGAGGACGAAGGCCUUUGUGGCUUGCCAUAGGUGGUUUGUUUAUUGCCCUUGGAGCUGCUAUGUUUUCUUUACCUCAUUUCAUCUCUCCAUCAUAUCAGAUCCAGGAAAUGAACUCCUCUGUCUCUAAUGAUGGCUUAUGCUGGACUGGCAAUAACACAGCCAAAGACCAUGCGGAGUCACCAGCUUGUCUCAAGGAUUCAGGUGGAAAUAACCACUUGCUCUAUGUAGCUAUAUUUGUUUGUGCCCAAAUUCUCAUUGGCAUGGGCUCCACACCCAUCUAUACUCUGGGACCAACCUACUUAGAUGACAAUGUCAAGAAAGAAAACUCAUCACUCUACCUAGCUAUCAUGUAUGUAAUGGGAGCUCUUGGUCCUGCCGCAGGAUAUUUAUUAGGAGGAGUUCUGAUCGGAUUUUAUGUUGAUCCUAGAAGUACUAUUUAUAUUGACCAGAGUGACCCUCGCUUUAUUGGUAACUGGUGGAGUGGAUUCCUCCUUUGUGCCUCUGCAAUGCUUCUUGUUGUACUCCCAAUGUUUACUUUCCCCAAAAAGCUUCCACCUCGACACAAGAAAAAGAAGAAGAAAAAGAAGAUUCAUUCUGAUGAUGUUUCAAGUGAUGAUGAUAUUAUGAAAGAGAAAGCAAAUAGCAAAAGUCAUGUAGACAACGAAGUUCCUGCCUCUAUGGGCUUUGGAAAGAAUGUUAAAGAACUUCCAAGAGCCGCUGUCAGGAUCUUAAGCAACAUGACAUUCCUUUUUGUGAGUUUGUCAUACACAGCGGAGAGUGCCAUUGUCACUGCUUUUAUUACCUUCAUUCCCAAGUUCAUCGAGUCACAGUUUGGCAUCCCUGCUUCCAAUGCCAGCAUCUACACUGGUGUGAUCAUUGUCCCAAGUGCUGGUGUUGGCAUUGUCCUAGGGGGGUACAUUAUUAAAAAGCUCAAACUCAGUGCGAGAGAGUCUGCAAAACUGGCAAUGAUCUGCAGCGGUGUGUCUCUGUUGUGUUUUUCAACCCUCUUCAUUGUUGGAUGUGAAAGCAUUAAUCUAGGAGGCAUUAAUAUACCAUAUACCACUGGGCCUACUCUUACUAUGGCGCAUAGGAAUCUGACUGGGAGUUGCAAUGUCAAUUGCGGCUGUAAGAUCCAUGAAUAUGAACCUGUGUGUGGGUCAGAUGGAAUCACAUAUUUCAAUCCAUGUCUGGCUGGUUGCAUCAGCAGUGGAAAUCUUAGCACAGGGGUCAGAAAUUAUACAGAAUGUGCCUGUGUCCAAAGCCGACAAGUUAUCACACCACCAACAGUGGGACAGCGCAGUCAGCUAAGAGUGGUGAUCGUCAAAACCUAUCUCAAUGAGAAUGGUUAUGCUGUAUCUGGGAAGUGUGAUCGAACCUGCAAUACACUCAUCCCAUUCCUGGUCUUUCUCUUCAUUGUCACACUUAUCACAGCAUGUGCCCAGCCAUCAGCAAUUAUAGUAACACUCAGGUCUGUGGAAGAUGGUGAGAGGCCUUUUGCGCUUGGAAUGCAAUUUGUUUUAUUAAGGACCCUUGGUAAGUGCAGAGCGUACAUUCCGACUCCCAUUUACUUUGGAGCCGUCAUUGACACUACCUGCAUGCUGUGGCAACAGGAGUGUGGAGUGCAAGGCUCGUGCUGGGAAUACGAUGUGACGUCGUUUCGCUUCGUCUACUUUGGGCUAGCAGCUGGUCUCAAAUGUGUUGGAUUCUUGUUCAUUUUCCUCGCUUGGUAUUCCCUGAAGUAUAAAGAAGAGAAACUGCAAAGGCAGACGUGGAGGGCCUCGCCUGCCAACACAGUGAGCGAGGGUGUGCAUAACACCGGAGUGCCACAAAACUAUGCACGGACUAGAUCCUGCCCCACUUUUAGCUCUCGAGGUGACCAUACGGAAGAUAUUGACCAGACAAAAGGAAUGCAUUAUAUAGCACAGACAUAUCCUGGCACCCUUACAGAAGCAAUAAAUGCCUCAGUUGAAAAGGCUUCAGAAGAAGCCACUGCUGAGAUAUAGGGCCCUAUUUUGUCAACCUCAAAUUUGGUUUAUUGGUAAAUUCAAAGUAUGGCGCCUUUUGAAACAAACACCCGUGCCUUCCACUUUCUUAAGCUAUUCUGCAACAGAUGAUUAACCAAGAGAGCUUAAUGCACUGACCCAUGCAUAUCUUAGGGCUGGAUACCUCACAAUAACCCAGGUUGCUCUUUCUUCCCUUUGGGAAAUGGAGUUUUAAAGUGUUUCUAAGUAUUUCAGCUUUAUCUGUUAAAUCCAUGUGUCCUAAUCGUUAAGAGAGAGUCCUGACAGAAAUGCAUAUCAUUGGUAACACAAUACUAAGGCAGUGCUUCCACAAUGCUUGGGACUGAGGGAGGAAUAAUUAAUUGUUUUGAGUUCUAUUUUAAAGCACAACUAAAACUUGUCUCAGCUAUGCAACUUGGAUUGGCAUUGAUUUUUCUGUGCAUUGUAUUUUCCCUAAAUGCUUUCAGUAACCUGAAUUGGAAAUGGGGCCAUUUUGAGUCAUAAAAUGUAGAAUUAACAAUUCACAUGUCCUUUUAUUUUGAAAUAAACUACUUGAAGCCAUAGAACAUAGAGUUAAAUACCAGGUGAAGCUGAAACGCUAUGGCAUGAUAGUUUUAGCCUGUUAUUCAUUUACAUUUAGUAUUUGAUGUUGUAUAUCUCAGUUUGGUACAGAGGUUGCAAAAUAACCACUAGCAAUUUCAGUACUAAUUUGCGAUAAUGUUUAAAGCAUAACAAAUGUGUGCAUUAAGGCCAGUUUAGUAUUUGAAUAUUCUUGCAACUAUGAAUGAAUCAGCCACAGAUACUGCAAAUCACACUUGAACUUUCUUGUGUCUUUGAGCAGACACAAACAAAAAAUUGUGUCUUGAUGUGUGGCCAUCUGAGGAGGACUGAAUGUUACAGCUGACUGUAUGACACAACCAGUUUUCCCUCUAACUAGUUCCCAGAUGUUGACGACUACAGCUCCCAGAAUUCCCAUUCAAAGGCCACUGCAGCUGAGGAUGCUGGGAGUUGUAGUGAACAAGAUCUGGGAAUCCCUGUUAGAGAGGAUACAACCAUUGGCUGUUUGCUCUGUGAAGGCCAGAUUGCUCUUCACAUACCUCAUCACACACUAAGUGUCAAUUUGAACCUGUGGUGGACUGCUUUGCCAUGUAACUUGUAUUACAUGGACUGUUCUUCAUGAUCUGUGAUGAAAUGUUCACAGGUGAAUGGACUCUGUACAUAUUACAGGCAUAUAUAAGUUUACCAAAAUUGUAGCAUUUGAAACAAACUGUAAUCUGUUUAGGUUCAUUAUAAAAACAUGUCCCAGGCUACCAGGACUAAUCACAUAGUCUGCAGUGUGGAGGGUACACUUGUUUAAAGCUUCAAAGCUAUGGAAAAAAAUUGAGGUUCGAACUACACACAAUGGUUAAUUGGGUCUUUGGGGGUGCAAAAUAGUCAGCCGGGGUAGCUGCAAUCUUGAGUGAGUCAUCAGCAGGGGAAUGGACUGUUUAGAUUAUUCCAUUCCUGCUUCUUGUCCACUCAAAAUCUUACUCCUUAACUCAUUUUAACUCCAUAUUAAAGGAAGUGGGAAAGCAGUUUGGGAGAUUGUGAUGGGUUUGAGUAGACAGAAAAGAUUAAGCAUCUUCCCCUCACACCCUUCCUGUUUUUGAUUGUAGCUUACUUUUCAUGAGAGCAAAACUGUUGAGGAAAAGUGUUAAAGCAACUGAGGAAUGUGCUUAGUCUGAGAAAGGAAUCUAACUCUGUCUGAAGGUUGCCAAUUCUAAGCAGACUGACUGACACAGAGGUGCACCUAGGUAAUUUUGGAGCCUGGACCUAAAGGCCUUUGGAGGGGCCCCCCCUCCCCUGCAAAUGAAGCAUCAUCAUACUCCGCUGGGCGACUGCACCAAGAGGAAAGAGGAUUUGGGGGGCCCCAGGGGCUGUGGAGGCCCUGGAGUUCGGCCCCGAAGUCCGGGGCUGAUAUACUGCACAAUAUUCCGCUAGUCUUCUAAUACAAUGUUUGCACAGUUGAGCAACAUGCAGGAAUUGCACAAACGCCAGAGGGCUAUUGCAAUAGUGCGUUUGCAAGUUGAGCAUGCUGCACAAGAGUGCAACUUAGAAGGCUGACAGAGCGCUGAGCAGUAUAUCAGCCACUAGUUUUACUAUUUUUGUUGGAUUCAAGUCUCCCUCUUUCUUUCCCCUAAGCACUAGCUUUGCAGAGAAACAAUUUCUAACACAGCUUUGAAUACAGUUCACAGAGCCUAUACAUUGGUAUAUUCCAGAUAAGAUCAAGACUACUUCUGCUGUUAGCAGAGAUGUCAAAAAGGAAACACGUCUGGCUCUUAAGAGUUCUACAGGUGCUAAAUAAGUUUACUAUACAGGUGGCCCUUGUUACUCACGGGGGUUCCAUUCCAGCCUACAACUGCAGAUAAAGAAGGCGUGAAUAAUGAAACCUUGGGAUCUUUGAGUCUAAAAAAAGGUCCAAAAAGCAGAAAUAAAGGGAAUGAAGUGCAGUACCUUGCUCUCCAGGCCUUCAGCUCGCCAGAAAGCCCCCCUAGAACUCACAAAUCUCAACUUUUGAGAUCCAAAAAUUGUCGGGAUAUUUUUUCACGGGAUAGCCAUGCUCCAAAACGGUGGCUGUAAAAGACAUAGGGAGUCAUUUCCAGCCACCCAGGAACUGUGGGUAGGUGAAUUUUGCCUAUUUUUAAAACCACGGUUGGGUCCAUACUGCUUGGCCACGGAUAACAAGCUGCACCAGUUGCAUAGUAUAUUGCAUCAGCUUAUUUCAAAUCCUGAGGGAUUGCCAUUGUAAUCGUUUUCCUUCUUGCAGUUAGUUAUGGGCUGUCUAGCUCCUACCUUCUAGAAUCAGUCCCUGUGCCUCUACACAACAUGGCACUCAGGGAACCUCUGUGAUGCAAUCUGAGGAGUUGCUGUUUGCAAAAUUAAAAAUGGAAUAAAAUUUGCCUGGCCACAAACCACUGUGUACCCCUGAGAUGGCCUUUGGGAUUGCAAUAGGUAGGAAAUAUUGCAAGAACAGGUUCAGGAAAUGCUUGCUUAUAUACUAGAAGAAGAAGAUUAAGGGAAAUUCUUUGUAUGGAACAGAGAAUGAGGAGCACAUGAGGCACUAUAUGUCUGACCAGAGCUCAAAGUUGCUGUGGCACAGUGCAGAACUGUGACUCCCUGUAAGACAGGAUUUGCAUUGGUACAUAUCUAAUACAAACCCCAUCAUGGUUCAUUCGGGCUAUUUUUGGAAGGGCGGUAUAGAAAUAGAAAUAAUAAUAAUAACAACAAUAAUAAUAGUAGUAGUAGUAGUAGUAAUUCGGGGAAAGAAGGGUAGGGGAGAAAAUAGUGGUGAAGAGGCAAGGGAGGAUGAAAGAAAGGUGUGCCUAUUCAGGAGCUUAACUGUACUUUUGCAAACCCUGGUUUCCAGAGAGCCAGCUUUGUGUAUGUGCUAAACCUAUAUAUGUGAAGGGCCUGUACCUGGAGGAAAACUGAUUCCACCUAUUGAACAUGCACAGAUUUUCAGCUUAGGUUUGUGUAGAUUCAUUUUCCUGUGAUUACCUAGAACAGGAGGGCUGGGCAUGUCUCCUAAUGCUUCCACAGCAGGGUUUGCUAUUUACUGGGCAGUUUGAAACCAUCCCUUUCAGAGCUGGACAAAUUACUGAAAAGGUUUCCUUGAGGCAGCAAUUCAAUAUUGCCAUGUGUAACUGAAGUUGUGGGGUUUUUCUUUCCCUUUCACCAUUUGUUUUCUAUUAACAAACAUUUUGAUUGAUAGAACUCUGUAUAUAAUGUAUAUGGAAGUAGGCAGCCAUAAGUAUGUAAAUUUAUGUAUGUAAGUUUUAAGGGUACUUAUUCAAACCUAAUAUUGCCUCAAAUCUUCAGAUAAGUUAUUCUUUCUGACUACAGUCAUUUCAAUGUUGGUUUCAUCCUUGGAAUUUUGAGAUGUUAUCCAAAAUUGCCUCCACUGUAAUGCAUUAAGAGUAUAAAUAUAUGCAUUUAAGAUAAUGGUGUAAUUUACAUUAUAUUUAUAGUACAUCUUACUAUUCUUGUAUAUGCAAAUAUAUUGUCAUGAAAUGGAGGAUGUAAGCCUGGCUUUGUUCCAGGAUUUCUAUCGAUUUUCAAAAAAAUGAAAAUCAUUCCUCUAAUACAAAAUCUUGAAUCAACGAUUACUUUUGAAUGGAUAGAACAAUGCUGUCCUGGUGCUAGUGCUAAUGAAAGAAUCUACUGCCUGGCAUGAGACAUAUUCAGAUAGCUUUAAAUAACUGCAUGUACUUACCUUCUGAAAUUCUUACAUAAGUGCACAUAACUAUUAUAGAUUGGGCACUCUUGCUCCACAAGUUGGGUCAUGUGCCUGAAGUAGUCCAAAAUUGAAACCAGUAUUUUUAGGUAAGAUUUGUUAAACUUUUUUAUGUAGAAGACAGACCUGUUUGGUUUUGAAUUAAUGAAUCACAAUCAUUAAAGCUGCAAGCAUGAGUUUGUCACAGGGAAUUAACUGUUCAAACAUAUCAUGAUGCAGUUCUGCUAAGUAGCUGCUAUAAGCAACUUUUCUAGGUUCUUGUGGUACUAUUUAAAUGGACAUGAAGUGUAUAUACUUUCAUUUCCUUCUAAAAUGUCCCAAACAUUUGGGGCAGAUAUUUAUUACUGCUUGAAUUUGGUGACCAUUAGUAGAGAUGGACAAACUAUGUCUUUGAGUUGUGAACUUUAAAAGGUAAUACUCUCUUACCCUUGUGUAACAGAAUGUGUAGCAAAACUCUUGUGCAGUAUGUGCCCAAAUUGUAUACUUGAGACUCACUGGAGAGAUGGGCUAUUUCUGUGCAAAAAGAAAAGUAAAAUUGCAGGGACAAACUAAAUAAAAAUCUAAGAAAUAUGCAAUUAUGUAUCGCUAUUACCUUUUAAAAUAUUAGGGUACAUCUUCACACUCCAACUAAAGCAAAAGGGACUUUUAUCACUGAUUUAAAAUGACUCUAGUUUCACUGUAUAUGGUUUCAAAUGAGGCAUCUAAAGGAGAAAAAAUACAGUAUUACUUGAGGGUCAUGCUACUUAAAUUUUUUAAUAACUCUGUUUUGAGAGGGUGGGAAGGGAAGGCAUUAAUUUCUUAUGCCUGUGAUUAAAAUGCUGCGAUGAUGGAUUUGUUUGGCAUAGGUCCUUUAGUGAAGUUUUCCCCCCUAAUACUUAUUUCUCAGUGGAACAAAACAAUUUUCAAAACCUCUGUUCUAAGUCAUGUAAAAACAAACUGUAUGCACAAGAUUUGUUGUAAACAUCUAUUUGCAAGUGAACCCUUAAAUACUUGAUAUUUUGAAAUAAAAAUGGCUUCUCAA
Molecule: messenger RNA, 8746 nt
Organism: Hemicordylus capensis (graceful crag lizard)
Lineage: Eukaryota; Metazoa; Chordata; Lepidosauria; Squamata; Cordylidae
Gene: SLCO5A1
Product: solute carrier organic anion transporter family member 5A1
Exons: 10
Coding region: 828-3455 (875 amino acids)
Biological process (GO): transmembrane transport; sodium-independent organic anion transport
Cellular component (GO): membrane
Molecular function (GO): protein binding
Source: RefSeq, a predicted model, not a curated record